UUAGAAUUAGAACACAAUAUACACAAAGCCAAAGUGCAUAAAACUUGAUGUGGAAAACAAAAGUGGUCAACAGAAGACAGCCAUGAAAGAAAGUAAGCUCGAGGAGAGAGAAAGAGUGACAAAAAUGGCGAAUAUCGACAGUAGACUUGCGAGGAUGUGCAUUGAUGCUGCGACUGAUAGCAGAUACGCCGUCGAUAAAUGGCGGUUGCAGCGCCGAUCUCUGGAACGCCUCCCUUCGCCGCUCGCUUCCGCUCUUCUCCACCGUCUUUUGCAUCGCCGUCUUCUCUUUCCUUCCUUGCUCGAAGUGUUCAAAUUUAGUGUAGAGGAGGUUGAUUUAAGCGGGGAGAACUCGGUGGAUGCGGAGUGGAUGGCUUACUUGGGAGCAUUUUCGUAUUUGUGCUCCCUCAAUGUGGCAGACUGCUACCGGAUUAAUAACCCUGCGCUUUGGCCUCUUGCAGGGAUGACCAGCUUAAUGCAGCUUGACCUUUCAAGAUGUAUGAAAGUCACUGAUUCUGGUAUAAAACAUCUUCUAUCCUUGUCACAACUACAGAAACUUCACCUCUCACAGACAGGAGUAACUGCUGAUGGUGUAAAGCUUCUCUCUGCACUUCGGAAUCUAUCUACACUGGACUUAGGAGGGCUGCCUGUUUCUGAUUUGGCAUUGAGUUCCCUCCGGGAAUUGACAAACCUUGAGUAUCUUGAUGUUUGGGGGAGUGAAAUAUCUGAUGAAGGGGCUGCAGCUUUAAAGAACUUUCCCAAGUUGAGUUUCUUGAAUGUAGCUUGGACCAAUAUCACAAAGUUUCCAAAUCUGCAGUCUAUUCAAAGCUUGAACAUGAGCGAUUGCACCAUCCUUUCUGCAUUGGAAGAUAAAAGUGAUCGAGUAACCCUGAGAAAGCUGAUUGCCCAUGGGUCCUCAUUCCCGGAGGCCGAGAUGGUCUUUUCAACUAUUGAGGCAAGCUGUCUGUCUUUCUUGAAUCUAUCAAACACCUCUCUUAGUAAUUUUGGUUUUUUGCGUUGCAUGGUUGCUCUAGAACAAUUGGAUCUUAGUUCUUGCACUAUACAAGAUGAUGCUGUUGAAGCAAUUUCUUGUAUAGGUGCAAAUUUAAGACACUUAAAUUUGAACAACACAAAAGUCAGCAAUGCCGGAUUGGAAACUUUGGCAGGACAUGUUCCUAACCUUGAAGCUCUGUCAUUGUCUCACACACUAAUUGAUGAUUCUGCCAUAGCAUACAUGAGUACGAUGCCUUCCCUGACGACACUUGACUUGAGCAAUACAAAUAUUAAAGGCUUUAUUCAUCCGAGUAGGAAUGAAGAUGAAGUCUUCUCGCUAGCUGCAUUACAGGACCUGAAGCACUUGGAAAGGUUAGAUUUGGAAAAGACCAAAGUGAAUGAUGCAGCUGUCUAUGCUCUAUUAGGUUCUGGGGAGCUAAGCCAUUUAUCACUUAAUAGCACCGCCCUUACCGACAAGUGCCUGGAAUAUCUCUCACAAGUAAAAAAGCUGGUGAGACUUAGCAUUCAGGGUACUCUUCUGACCAAUGGGGCAGUCGAGUCGUUCAACCCACCUGUAACACUCGAAGUGCUUGAUUUAAGAGGGUGUUGGCUUUUAACCAUUGAUUCUCUGAGAUCAUUCUGUAAGAAGUAUCCUGGUAUCAGAGUGAGGCAUGAUCAUCUAUCUCUAGCUUCAGCAGACCUUAACUGCUCCGUCCCUAAUGCAGCUCUGUCACAGAAGAGCUUGAAGGCCUCGAAGUUGAAACAAAGAGAAGGAAAAUCAUCCGUAUCACCCACCUUGUUCAACAAGGAGGCAUUAGAUCAAAGGAUUAAGUAUAGUAGAGAGGAGCUGAUUACCAUGCAGCACUUAUCACCACCACUUGCUCCACCUUUAGACGUAGAUAUAGCGGCACCAAAUAUGGAUUAGCUCUCACAGUUUUGUUCUCAUCUGUCACCCGCUGCAAGAAUUGAACAAUGACCAAUAUUCUCUGUAACCUAAGAUCAACGAAGUAUUGUAAGAACUUUUAUCAUGCAUCUUCAGUGUAGUGUUGACUGGCGUGAUUGCUGCAUGAGGAAUGGUCACAUGUUUUAGAUUCUUUAGAAUCCGCCGAAGUUUGUUCGCUGUAACUAAAAUGGAAGGGAUUGCCAAAUUCUAACCCAAAAUACCAUUUUGUAUUGUUCAGAUGUGUAUGUUGUAUCUUCAUGAUUCUUUGUAUUAGGGGUUAAUUUGACCAAUGUACCAUUUUCCUUUGUCGUUUUAACAUGCAAUGAAUCCUUGUAAUAGGUAAAAUAAUAA
Messenger RNA from Chenopodium quinoa (quinoa), 2284 nucleotides. RefSeq names its product F-box/LRR-repeat protein 13-like. The transcript has 6 exons. Lineage: Eukaryota; Viridiplantae; Streptophyta; Magnoliopsida; Caryophyllales; Amaranthaceae. The record is from RefSeq and is a predicted model, not a curated record. Gene Ontology annotation, molecular function: protein binding. Bases 83 to 1915 code for a protein of 610 amino acids.